AUGGGAGAGAGGGAGGGGAGCACGAACAGGGGAAAUAACAAGGGGGAGUUUGAGGGGUGCUUUGGGAUGGUUCUGGGAGGAGGCAGCGGUGGCUCGCCGGGAACGGUGGGACGGCGGAGGUCGGUUCACCAAUUGGUGAGGGUGACGGGGUGUGGUGAUUGCGGUGUGGUGGCGCAGCAAGGGAAACGAGGAAAGGGAAGACAGGGGAGGGCAGGGGAGUUGCGACGAAGAAGGAGGAGGAGAGCAGGGGGAAGUACGGUGGGGCGUGGUGGUGGUUCUGGGUGGCCGAGUGGUGCUGGGGUGGUUGAGGAGGUGUUGAUCGGUGGUAAUAAUGGUGGUGGUGGUGGUUUCAGUGGAACCAGCCACUGA
Messenger RNA from Spinacia oleracea (spinach), 369 nucleotides. RefSeq lists its product as uncharacterized. The coding region runs from base 1 to 369 and encodes 122 amino acids. The transcript has a single exon. The record is from RefSeq and is a predicted model, not a curated record. NCBI's taxonomy places the organism in Eukaryota, Viridiplantae, Streptophyta, Magnoliopsida, Caryophyllales, Amaranthaceae.